Molecule: messenger RNA, 1100 nt
Organism: Phlebotomus papatasi
Lineage: Eukaryota; Metazoa; Arthropoda; Insecta; Diptera; Psychodidae
Product: homeobox protein LOX10-like
Exons: 2
Coding region: 202-912 (236 amino acids)
Molecular function (GO): DNA binding
Source: RefSeq, a predicted model, not a curated record
UGUAGCGGUCCGUUUGGAUCUCUGUGUGUGAGGUAAGGUAUCAAGAAUCUAGAGUGUUUGUGUGCUAUCCCUUUCACUCAUGUACAAGAGUACAUAGCAACAAGUGCUCAGGAAGGGGUAUAAAAGACCGGUCCUGAACUGUUCUGCUAAACACUUUGUUUUCAAACUCCCGUUCAAGCAUUGCCAGUGACAAAAUUCUCAAUGUCGUCAGAAAUUUACGAAGAGGAGAUCCUCUACGAAACGUUCAGGGAUUUAUUCACCAAUAAUCACGUAACUCUGCCGGAUUUGAAGGAUUUCGUCGAAGAGCAAAUGCAGUUCUAUCAACCUUGCGAUUGUCCUGCGGGGGAAAGGAUCAGCUCCAGCGCAUCAGGAAACUCCUCCGAUCCUGGACCCAGCAAAAAGAGGCGCAAUUAUCGAACGAGCUUCACAAAGGAGCAGAGGAAGAUACUGGAAAAGAAGUUCCAGGAAUCGAAGUAUCUGACCAGGGUUCAGCGCUGUGAACUGGCUGAGAAAAUUGGCGUCACCGAAACGGCUAUCCGGGGUUGGUUCCAGAAUCAACGCACAAAGAUUGGCAAGAAUGCCAACAAAUCUCCGGAGACUUCUUCAGUCAGUUCUGGGUCGUCAGAUUGGGCCCCGAGGACUCCAACUCCUGCACAGCAUCAGCCUGUUCCUGAUCCCCUACCCCCACAGACUCAUCUACUCACCCAGACCCGGGAGUACCCUGACUGCCUCAACUACCCUCAUUCCCAAGCUGACCCUUCGCAUUUCAGCCAUUCUAGGCAAGUUAAUCCGUCUCACUACUAUCUACCUCCCUAUCCUACACCGCCUAUGCCCUAUCCACCGCCUUAUCCACCGCCCUACAAUUUCGGACACUACGGUUACAAUUACGGACACUACGGCUAUCAUCCGUAGAAUCUUCAGUAAAAAUUCUUUACUGAAUUUUCUUUACUCCUUCAGACAAACUUUAACGAAAAAGGAUUUACUUUUGCUAAAUUAUAAAUUGUUCACAGUUAAAAUCUUAAAAAAAAAUUGUAAUAAUUGACAAAAAAAGUUUGUACAUUGUUUUGUGAGUAAAGUUUAAAUAUUUUAGUAAAGAAAAA